AUGGCCAUCUUCGGGCGCUCGAAGUCGAAACAGCCUCACGCAGAGGCCUCGUUGUCGAACAAGGAGAAGGACAUCAACGGCGCUGGAUUGGGAUAUUCCAAACCACCACCGACCGGCCUCCGCGUCUUCACCAUAACAAUCUACACCCUUGCGACAGUCUUCCUCAUCCUCAUCCUCAUAGGCAACAUCAACAACAACGCCGUCAUCAGGAGCACAUACUUCCUGCGGAUCGAGCUCGCAAACAUCAUCCCCGCGUCCGUCCCGUACGCGGUCUUCAUCAACAGCAUCGCCCAAUCGAUAGGCCUGCACGAUUUCUACCAGGUCGGGCUCUGGAAUUUCUGCGAGGGAUACAAUGGAGAGGGCAUCACGCACUGCUCCCCGACCGAGACGCUCUACUGGUUCAACCCCGUGGAAAUCAUCCUGAACGAGCUCCUCGCGGGCGCGUCGAUAACGCUGCCAAGCGACGUCGUCGACGUGCUUGACCUCGUGAGGCUGGCCUCGGCGUGGAUGUUCGCGUGCUUCAUCGUCGGCGUGUGCCUCACCUUCCUGUGCGUGUUCUUCGCGCCGAUGGGCUUCUCCAAGCACCCGCGCUGGCAGCACCGGACGAAACGCAUCUUUCUGCGGCAGUUGCCCAUCACGAUCCUGACCUUCGGGGCUUUACUAUUGACCGCGGCAGCGAGCGUCAUUGCCACGGUCAUGUUCGUCAUCUUCCGCAACCAAUUUCAAGGCGCUGCGGACUUGAACAUCCACGCACGGCUGGGCCGGCCGAUGUUUGCGUUCAUGUGGAUCGCCACGGGGCUGAACCUGGUCGGCUUUCUCAUGCAGGUCGGCACGUGCUGUGGCGUGUGCUGCUGUACUGGGAGGCGCAAGGCCGAGAGACGGAGUCAGAGACAGAGUCAACUGGAUGGAUCUGGUAGGGAGGGAGGUGCGAAUGGGGAGGAAGAAAAGGCAAGACAACGCAAUGGUGAAGAAGAAAAGACCAGACAACACAACGGUGUGGGAAGUUCCACCACAGGGACGCGCACGCCGACGCCCGGCAGAUUCGCCAGCCAGUUUAGGAAGAGAUAA
This is a messenger RNA of Cladophialophora yegresii CBS 114405, 1068 nucleotides long. RefSeq lists its product as uncharacterized. Gene Ontology annotation, biological process: fungal-type cell wall organization. Bases 1 to 1068 code for a protein of 355 amino acids. The record is from RefSeq and is a predicted model, not a curated record. Lineage: Eukaryota; Fungi; Ascomycota; Eurotiomycetes; Chaetothyriales; Herpotrichiellaceae. Gene Ontology annotation, cellular component: plasma membrane; cell cortex of cell tip. The transcript has a single exon.